Messenger RNA from Penicillium verhagenii, 1410 nucleotides. RefSeq lists its product as uncharacterized. Lineage: Eukaryota; Fungi; Ascomycota; Eurotiomycetes; Eurotiales; Aspergillaceae. The record is from RefSeq and is a predicted model, not a curated record. The transcript is spliced from 3 exons. The coding region runs from base 1 to 1410 and encodes 469 amino acids.
AUGUCUGAUCUAGGAAUCCAAGGAAUCAUGGCACCAGCCUAUCAGUCCCUCUUCGCACCCGGCCAGGAAGUCCCUCGUCUCAUGAAUGUUACGUACCGCUGGUGGGAAGACGAGGCCACGACCGUGCUGUGGGCCUUUAACAUCCCGGAAAUUUGUACAUUGAUCCGUUACGCCCUUUUUCGAGAUGAAGAGUUACCGCGCCAGGCGCUUCUGAGCCGUAAUGCGGAAACCAUCGAUGCAUUCCUGGUCUCUUUGGCUGAACCGUGGGAGCACCGGUAUCUCUCUAACUUGUCGCAUUUGCAGAGGGUGGAGGAGGUUUUGCGCCGGCUGAGAAUACCGCCGUUGCGCCAGGUUCAUUGGAGCUGGUUCCCGCCGAGGCAUUUGGUUGAACCGCGCAAUAUUGCAUGUGCGAUCGAGUUGGAAAGUCAUUGCCAGUUUAUGAGGAUGCAUUUUGAGGAUAUCGUUCGCGCUGCGCUCGGAUAUUCUGCUCCCUCGGUUGAUUGGUUUCUGCAACAACAUACUGCUCUUUAUAUUCAUCUCCUCGACCAUUUGACUAUAUACCCAGAGCAAAUCCCGACUUACAUAGAAGCGGAGAAGUACUUGAGAGGUGGAAGUCCCUUUGCUUAUCGUGCCAUUGUGCAAUGUUUGCACACCCUUCUACCAGACGCAGCACUCAAUCUUCGCCUACCGACUAAGCCCGGCUUGGAAUUCAUUAUCACACCGAUCCAGAAGCUUUUCCUAGAGAAUCCUCCUAAACUCACAGCCCUCCUCAAGAAAAUGUGCGUUUUGGACGUUCGCUUCAAACAACACUACAGUCAAAAAUCGCAAAUGGAUUGGCUUACCCCAUUCGACCCUACGGCUUUAUUCAUGGAUGACUGGCUAGCAUCAACCUCUCCAAAAGACCUGUCACGCACAUUGGUCAAAACCGACGAAUUCAAAUUUAAAAAACUCUCACGACAAAACAUCAUCAACUGCGACGCGAUGGUAAAACAAUUACUUGAAAAUUGGCACAUCAUGAGCAUGUCGGUCUGGGAGGCCUGCUGCGGAGUAAUCGGAAUGGUUGAGUCUUUACAAGAAUGUGCAGAGCCGUAUCAGAUCCUUUUCACAAAACGUGACUAUUACUCUUUGACUGCAAUUCUCGAGGGUAUCCACAGGUACUCUGCGGGGACCGCUCGACCUCGGGGUCUGAAUGGUGUACAUAGUGGCACAGUUGUUCUGGACAACUGCGUACUAGAAGCUAUCCACCUCAUCAAUCCGACUCACAACUACGCCGCUUAUCGUCAGCAUUUCGCCGAGAAUCCUGGGACCCCGUUCCUAUUCCCUCAUUUCCGCGACUAUCAGCAACAUGGCGAAAUGGCCAUUCAGCCGCUUCUUGAUUAUCUACAGAGUACGAGCUCGAAAGUACCGUGA